Molecule: messenger RNA, 1360 nt
Organism: Daucus carota subsp. sativus
Lineage: Eukaryota; Viridiplantae; Streptophyta; Magnoliopsida; Apiales; Apiaceae
Product: glucan endo-1,3-beta-glucosidase, acidic-like
Exons: 2
Coding region: 88-1254 (388 amino acids)
Biological process (GO): carbohydrate metabolic process
Cellular component (GO): plasma membrane
Molecular function (GO): hydrolase activity, hydrolyzing O-glycosyl compounds
Source: RefSeq, a predicted model, not a curated record
GUAUGCAGAUCACCAUCGAAGAAACUCUAAUUCUUCUCCUUCAUAUAAAACAUCCUUUUGGUACUAUAGUUACAUUUCCAAAUCAAUAUGCGUUACAGGGUUCCUCUUUCGCUGCUCCUACUUUCUUUACUAUGCGCAGGCUUCCUGCAGCUUACUUCAGGAUCGCGACAACUUAAUGUUGAGGAACAAGCGGAUCAAAUUGGGGGACAAAAACUACGAAGGCUACAAGAUGAAGAAGAAGAGGGUGGUCAAAAAGUAGGCAUAUGUUAUGGACAAAUGGGAGGGAAUCAGCCACCAGCCCACGAAGCUGUGGAACUUGUUCAAUCUGUUGGGAUCCAGAGAAUGAGACUUUAUGGUCCGGACCAUAGUGCUCUGGAGGCACUGAAAAACACUGGCAUUGAAGUUGUGCUUGGUGUCCCGAACGAACAUCUUCACAUGUUGUCCAGUGGCCAGGACGGGGCUGAUCAGUGGGUUCAAGAAUAUGUAAAAAAUUAUCAAGACGUCAAGUUUAGGUACAUUGUUGUGGGAAAUGGGAUAGCUCCUUUGCACGCUCAGAAUUCUGAGUUUGCAGAGUUUCUCCUCCCCGCGAUGCAAAACAUUAAAAACGCAAUUUCAGCAAGCGGACUACAAGACCAAAUUAAAGUCACCACUGCCCUGGACCAGUCCGAGAUUCUUAGUCAGUCUAGUCCGCCUUCAGCGGGUGAAUUUAGGCCUGACAUGAGAGACUUUAUUGAUGGCAUCAUAAAUUUCUUGGUUAACAACAAUGCGCCAUUGCUAGUAAACAUUCACCCCUACUUCAGUUACAUCUAUUACAAGGACGAGAUCCCACACGGUCUGGGGGAACCUACUAAAUGGUUUGUGAAUCCUCGGCUUAAAUACGCUCUGUUCCAGCAGACACAGAGUAUGGUACGAGACGGAUCACUUGGCUACACAAAUGUGUUUGAUGCGAUGGUGGACAGCGUGUACUCUGCGCUGGAGAAGGCUAAUGGAUCUUCUUUGGACGUGGUCGUGUCGGAAAUUGGAUGGCCAACAGCAGGAGCCGCAGAUGCCAAUAGGAAAAAUGCAGCGGCUCAUAACAACAAUCUGAUUAACCAUGUGCGCAACAAUGGGACUCCAAAAAGGCCUCACAAGAGUGUGGAAACUUAUAUUUAUAGUUUGUUUGAUGAGAACGGAAAGUCUCCAGAGGUGAAUAAGCACUGGGGAGUCUUCUGGAACAAUAAGCAAGCCAAGUAUGAGAUUAGUUUUCAGGGCUAGCUAGUUAUCUAUUAGUAUCUGUGUUAUCUGUGUGUGUCUAAUAAGGUCUGGUUCACACAUUUCUGUGUGUGUUUGUGUUUCAAAUAAGGAACGUCCACUUUUCUCA